AUGAACAGUGGGGGCGCCGAGGGAGAGGAUCAGCCUGCAGUUGAUAAUGCAAAGGCUCCGCAGGUGCUUGGGUUACUGCCCUUGCCUGACGAAGCAAAGAAUGACCCAACUUUCCACCGCAUACACAUAAGCACCAUCAAGCCAGAGAAUGCUAUGGAACUAUUGUGUGCGGCCGUGGACACCCUCGAAGCCAUAUCAACGACACGCACACUAGCCAACAAUGAACUUGGUACAAGGAACGAAUUAUCAAGCGGCGAGAACACACCGACGCGGGUGGACGAGUUGCAUUUCCACCCUCACGGCCACGAUAUCAUGCAACAGUCUCUUCUCUGCAAGCGAUUUAUCUCCAAGCGAGAGCCACCAAUAACGCUCAAGGAGUACCUCACGCGAUUCCAUCGUUACUGUCCUUUAUCUACAGGAGUGUACAUCGCGACCAGCCUGUACAUCACCCGACUAGCCAUUGUUGACCCGGUCAUAUCAGUGAACCGGAAGAAUAUGCAUCGCCUGGUGCUGGCUGGGCUGCGCGUCGCGAUGAAGACUGUUGAGGAUCUUGUCUAUUCGCAUGAUCGAGUUGCUAGGGUCGGGGGGGUCACAAGUACGGAACUCACGCGACUGGAGAUCAGCUUCUGUUUUCUAACGGAUUUCGACCUACGUGUCGACGAACAAACACUGGAUAAUCAGGCCGGAACCCUGCAAUGGUACAUGGAACACCCUAUCUGA
Aspergillus mulundensis is the source of this 720-nucleotide messenger RNA. Its product is annotated as putative cyclin-dependent protein kinase complex component. The record is from RefSeq and is a predicted model, not a curated record. The coding region runs from base 1 to 720 and encodes 239 amino acids. Gene Ontology annotation, biological process: regulation of cyclin-dependent protein serine/threonine kinase activity. The transcript has a single exon. Gene Ontology annotation, cellular component: nucleus; cyclin-dependent protein kinase holoenzyme complex. Gene Ontology annotation, molecular function: cyclin-dependent protein serine/threonine kinase regulator activity; protein kinase binding. Lineage: Eukaryota; Fungi; Ascomycota; Eurotiomycetes; Eurotiales; Aspergillaceae.